Messenger RNA from Anoplophora glabripennis (Asian longhorned beetle), 3183 nucleotides. RefSeq names its product spondin-1-like. Gene Ontology annotation, cellular component: extracellular matrix. The transcript has 15 exons. The record is from RefSeq and is a predicted model, not a curated record. Gene Ontology annotation, biological process: cell adhesion. Lineage: Eukaryota; Metazoa; Arthropoda; Insecta; Coleoptera; Cerambycidae.
AUGAGGGAGGCGUCCGUAUAUUCCGUUUACUACUUUGGCGACGAAUGGGAGACAAAAGUUCCAGCACUGCAGGCAAUUCAAGAGGUGCUCGUUUUUCUAAAAAGCACAGAGAAGGAAGGGGUGCAAAGCAAAUUUACGCAUUUUAUUUUAUCUGUCAUUAACGAAAAAUUUGAGAAGGACAUCGAAUCGGAAUCAUCAGUUAUUGGCUCAUUGCAACUCUAUGGGGACAUGUCAACGAAGUUUAGUGAAAGCUGUCAAAAUGCUGUGAUUGAAGCUGAUUCUCAACCCAAGUCUGAAAUUCAAGUCCUAUGGAAAGCGCCCCAGAAAGGCAGUGGUUGCAUCAAAUUUCGAGCUACGGUAGUCGAGUCCGUCGACCUGUGGUUCAGCGAAGACGGGGAGCUGACGAAAACUCUUUGCGAGGAGUCACCGGACACCGAUGAUACUCAACCAAAAAUACUCAGACACUGCUGCACUUGCGAUGAAGCCAAAUACGAGGUAACCUUCGAGGGGCUUUGGUCGAGAAAUACUCACCCUAAAGAUUUCCCUUCAAAUGGAUGACUAACAAGAUUUAGCGAUAUCAUCGGCGCAUCCCAUACAGUGAACUACACCUUCUGGAACUAUGGGGAUAUAGCCAGCGAAGGUCUGAGGCAACUUGCAGAGCACGGCAACACCAGAAUGUUGGAAAGCGAAUUAAAAGCAAAAAGUGACCAUAUCCGGACCAUCAUCAAAGCUCGAGGUAUCAGUUACCCCAAUAUUACAGGCAAGACCUUCGCAGUCUUCAGAGUGGACAACCGACAUCAUUUAAUGUCUAUUGUGUCGAUGAUUGACCCAUCACCAGACUGGAUUGUGGGAGUCUCGAGUCUGGAACUAUGCCUUAGGAACUGCUCUUGGAUCGAAUCAAAAGUAUUGAAUUUAUACCCAUGGGAUGUGGGAACAGAUGAUGGAAUAAGUUAUUUGUCAGUAGAUCAACCCUCUUCUCCACGACAACCCAUUAGGAGAAUCAGGACUAAUGUGCCUAACGACCCCAGAUCACCAUUCUUCGACCCUACCGGCGUACCCAUGAAACCUUUAGCGCGCCUUACUCUUUCUAGACAGAGGCUCUACGAGAAAACCUGCGACCCUUCAAUUCUGGAAGAAAUGGAUGACAAUAACUCUAACUGUGAAACAGAGGAAUGGUCCGAAUGGUCCCCUUGUUCAGCAACUUGCGGUAGAGGUGUCAAAUACAAACAAAGAAGAUAUAAAAAUGAGGAAAGCAAGUAUACUUGCCAUAAAAAACUAACAGAGAGGGCGAGUUGCGAAGCUGUUCAAAAGUAUUGCCCUCAUCAACCGAGAAGAGAAGUGGAAGAUCCGCUUUGUGAACUGGGUCCUUGGUCUGAAUGGUCCAGCUGUAGCGUUACAUGUGGCAAAGGCAUCCAGACCAGAGACAGGAGAUAUAAGAACAGAUUUGCCGCUAAGAGUUGUGCAGCAGGAAAAGUGAAUCCUCCUAUCCUUCAACAAAAUUUGGAAUGCUGGGGUCAGGACAAAUGUGAUGACUUUGAGGAGGAGUUGAACGAAAAUUGCCCGCAAAAGCCUUGGAGUGAAUGGUCGCCUUGCUCAUCGACUUGCGGUAAAGGAUUCAAGGAAAGGUACCGUUUGUCGUUGGAAUUUACAGGCAAAAAGGCUAUCUAUUGGCCAUUUUUUAAGAAAAACGAAGAUGAAUUCGACGAAGAUGAUCCCUGCAAUAAUCAGAAAGUGAGAGAAACUGUAGAAUGCUUCAAUCCGCCUUGUGAUGGGAAACCUAUAAUAACCGGGGAACUCAUUGCUAACUUAACAUCAACAAAAAAGCAAUUAGACGUUACUGUUUCUGGAGUACUAUCAUACAACAUUCAAAACGACGCUGUUCAUGGUAAUAGAUGUGCUAAUGUGGGUCAAAAAUCGCCUAGGCAUUUAGAUGGUAAAAGUCAACCAAUGGAUUUAAAAAUUGAUUGCCAAAUGACACCCUGGAGUAAUUGGAGUUCGUGCAACGCUACAAAUGGAAUGUGUGGUCAUGGAUACAAAAUGAAGCAAAGAUCUGUAGUGGAGGGGUGGAUUUCCUCGUCCCCCUGCGCCAGAGAUGGAGGAGUUGAGGAGGUGGCUGCAUUUGCAUGCAAUUCCGCCUCUCCAGCCUCCGUUUCCAUCUGCUCCAGCGGCCCGGAGGUUGCCGUCGGCGCAGCUUCCACGGAAAUCCAGAGAGUGGCUUUCGUCAGCUUUGGCAACUGGUCAGAGCGCACCACGGCUAGGGCACUGCCCUCCCACGGGUUCAGGCUUCCCACUGCAUCCGUCAACCACGUCCGUGUGUACUCGUCCUCGCAGACAACCCUGAUGAUCUCACCAGAGUAUGUCCACGAGCGAAACACAGGUGGUCUAAUGGUAGCGUCGGGAGUUAGAAGAAUUUUAUCCAGCUCCACCAGCAGCACGGCCUGCUCAACCACCAGGUACCCUUCCUCCGACGACACGGGUCGCCACGCACGGCACAAACACGUGGGAGCUGGUCCGCGGGGUGCCUUCGCUGGGGUCCAAGCCAGGGGGUUAGCCCCAGUGGACCUGCUUAUGACGACCCUCGACAUAGAACCAAGGUCCUAUGGCUUCCCCUAUCCGCCACCCGAGGACGCGCCUGGGGAACUCAUUGCUAACUUAACAUCAACAAAAAAGCAAUUAGACGUUACUGUUUCUGGAGUACUAUCAUACAACAUUCAAAACGACGCUGUUCAUGGUAAUAGAUGUGCUAAUGUGGGUCAAAAAUCGCCUAGGCAUUUAGAUGGUAAAAGUCAACCAAUGGAUUUAAAAAUUGAUUGCCAAAUGACACCCUGGAGUAAUUGGAGUUCGUGCAACGCUACAAAUGGAAUGUGUGGUCAUGGAUACAAAAUGAAGCAAAGAUCUGUAGUGUUUCACCCCCAAAAUGGCGGUCUUCCUUGUCCAUCUAAGCUAGUAAAACGAAAAAAAUGUAGGAAAUCUUGUAAGACCAAAUUUCAAAACCAAGAACACACCAACUCAAAUAAAAUAGAUAUAGACUGCGUCGUGGGCCCCUGGUCAGAGUGGUCAAAAUGUGGUUCAAUUUGCGAGAACGAAUAUCAGCAUAGAUUUAGACACGUUUUAGUUCACCCUAAGGCUAAUGGAGAAAAAUGUCCAAAUAAGGUGGAGAAACGACCAUGUCCCUGCAAUUGA